GCUUAACUUCCACACUUCAUGUAACAUCGUAACUUGAUUUUUCAUUGCGUAUUUGUAGACAAAGCUUGUGGACUCGUUUGUGCAAGAGAAAGAUGACCCACGACACAGCAAAAUGUUGUCAGAAAUUUAUCUCACGCGACUGUUGAGUACAAAGGUUUGAUAAAGUCAUUUAUUUCAAUAUGCUUUAAAGUGAAGUGGACUCAUGAGCAGUCGCUGAUAAAAAAUUAUUGCAUGUCCAUGUGAAACUACAAUGUUUGUAACGAACAUUUGAAAGUUUCAAUCAGCUCGGCCUUUCGGCAGGAACUAGAUUGAAUUCCGAAAUAUCAGAUGCUCGAACCGACUUGACUUCGUUGCUCAGUUGGUAGAGGCUUGCAGGUUUGAUUACUGCACCACCACAGCCAAGCAACGUUUCAGCUUACCCAGUGUGGAGACACUCAGGGCAACAGCAAAAAAACACAAGGUUAGUUAAUACUGGGGGGUUGAUUGUAAACAUAUGACCACUAUUCGUAGGUGUUGCCUCUCCCCCAGCGUACGCCACUGGUUAAACGUGAUUGGCUGAUCAGAUCAAAACUAUUAAAUGCUUUUGACAAGCGUUAAAGUUGCGUUCAUCUUAGAUGGACAUAACAGUUUUACAACUAGCUAAUGGGGCCAUUGUAUUUAGCAAAUGAGUCGGCAACCUUUACUGUAUGGAAAUUGUGGGAAUGUAGUUGUCGGAAUUUAUUUUGAACUACAUUUCUACACUAUUUUAUUACGUCUAUUUUGUACUUAACUGUUCAGUGAGUGCUAUACGCAUGCUAGCUGUACAAAAACAUAACAUACUUAACUUCAAUUUAGGGUACAUUGCAACAAUAUGUUGAUGAUAUGUUUGACUGUAUCUUCCCGACAUUUCGAAAGAAUGAACGUCCUCCAUUACCCAUCAAGUUUCUGUUUGACUUCCUGGAUGAUCAAGCGAAAGAGCUGAAUAUCACUGAUCCUGAAGUCAUGCAUACCUGGAAAAAUAACAGGUACUUUAGUGGGCAAGCUUAAGCUUAUGGCAUCUCACUCGAUUCAAUAAUAGUUGAAGGAUCUUGUAGAUGGAAAUUAUUGAGUGGAAAUUUAUAUACAUUUAUUGAACCUAACCAGGAACAGUUGCGAAAAAUGAACUACAGGUCCCUGGCAGGAAUCGAACCUGCUGCCCUGCGAUUCCGGUGCAGUGCUCUAACCAACUGAGCUACAGAGGCUACCUAGUGCCAACUGGCCUCUAUAGCUCAGUUAGAGAGUUGCCGACUGGAAUCACAGGUCCGCAGUUUCCUGCCAGGGACCUGUAGUUGCAUUUUUCACAACUGUCCCUGGUUAGGUCUAAUAAAUGUAUUUAAAACACUCCUACUCGAUAAUUUCCGUCUACAAGACCUUCAAGCUUAGGCUGAGACGUUCACGGCAGCAAGGUGUAAUGCCAAAUAUGUUUCGUUAAACCCCAACUUGCUUAUUUCAAUGCUUAUUUACACUAUUAAAAGAUGUAGUAUUUUGGUUUCAUUGUCAAUUGUCAUGCUCACCAGAAUGCCUUGCUUCUUACCUAAAUAUCAUUUAACUGAAAAUAUUCCAUUUCUCAAAAGUGGAAAUAAACAUUGAAAUGGGCAAUUUGCAUACCAAGUUAAGUUGGUCUAUUAGAAAUGGAGAAAUUGUCCCUAUGAUAAUUGAGAAAUGAAUUUAACCUUUCCACAUUGGUAUGUUAUCAGCAGGAAUGGAAAUUCUUGAUGUCUUUGUAUUUAUUUUCAGCUUGCCAUUGAGGUUCUGGGUGAAUCUUAUCAAGAAUCCAAACUUUCUGUUUGAUGUUAAUAAAGCACCGAUUGUUGAUUCAUGUUUGAGUGUUAUUGCUCAGGUGAGAGACUGGAAUCUAGAAUAUCUGGAAUAAAUUAAGUGACUGAACAUUUCUAUAGUGUAUCUCAAUGGGCGUGCAUUGAUUAUUAAGAUGAUGACCACUUAAGUAGAGUUGUGGUUAUAGUUAAUUUUCCAAUGUGCGUCGAGGGUUUUUCACUGAAUACCCAACGGUUUUCAUUCUUCACCACCAAAAACUAACCUAUAUCCACUUCAUAGCUGUGCUCCGUGAUCAGACAUUAGUCAUAAUAUGUGGUAACCAAAACCGCCCAUAAUAAGCCUUCAAUUCUGUCACGUUUGCAUCUUCCGCAAUUUAGCUCUCAACUGCAAGGAGAGAUGAUGUUACCCUCUAACUUUACCUACCUUAAACCCAGAGCUUUAUUUAGUGUUUCUCAUCAUGUUCUAACACUAGUUAACACGGAUAAGAGACAGUUGCAGUGUGAGAGAGAUUUGACUACCUGAAAAAUAUAUGCAGAGCUUCAAAAACGUCGAAGUUCUGCUUACAAUUUCUGCUUCGACCAAAGGGUCUUAGCUCUGAACGUCCAAAUCCUACUUAUACUUUUCAGGUAGUUAUAUCUCCUCACACCACAGCUGUGUGUCACUAUCUACAAUGGUACCGACCGGUUGAGAGCAUAGAUAUAAAAUAUAUGAUUUAGUAGUGUUUUGCACAGAACAACUGAUACGCAGGCCUGUAUACGUGAUAACAUGAUUUAGAUUGCAAUGGAGUAAAAUACUCUUCCUUGUGUAGUUAUUCAUGGACUCUUGUUCUGUCUCCGAGCACAUUCUUGGAAAGGUUGGUUGUCUUAUAUAAAAUCAAUUAAAAACUUCUUUAUAUAAAAAAUCCUAGUUAUAUUGGUAUUAAUUAAAUAUUUUCUUUUUCUGUCAUUUACAGGAUUCACCCUCAAACAAACUGCUAUAUGCUAAGGAAAUACCAGUAUACAAACAAAAAGUACAAAGGUACAUUAUGAAAUGUAACCAUAGUCUUCACAUGUAACCGUAAUACCAUUGAUCACAUGUCAACGUGCUAAAUUUAGACAAUCGCGAUAAAAAACAUCAGUUACAUAAUUGUGUGAAAGAGGUGGCUUUCACUGACCUUGCAGAAGAUGGUAUAUAUUACGAAUCGCACCAAACUCUGGCAUUGCAGCAACAAUUCAUAUCGCCAUUAUGUGGCCACACGUACAUAUUUUUGCAAGUUUGCAAUUCUAAUUUUAUGGACAGCUAAUCCCAUUCCUAACGUAACGAUUGCUAUAAAACGAUUGAUUGGUAACGAUUGCUAUAAAACGUUGAUUGGCGGUUUAAAAUUAGAAUUGUAAAAACGCAAAAAUAUGUGGGUGUGGUUAUAGACAUUUGUGGGAGUUGUAGUUUCACGCUUUUUUGAUACGAUACCAAAGUUCGGUGAGAUCAGUAAUAUGAUCAAUCUUGAAAAGAUGUUCCGUCAUAUUAGUCAGAUAUUGGUGUCAGGAAGCGUUACGGAGCAACGUGCACAUUACCCUGGAUUCCAGAGCCUUCGACAGUAAAUAAUAAAUUGAAACGUCGCGAAGGCUCUGGUUCAACGGGAAGAUUCUUUGAUUAAACCGCGUCAAUCACAAAACAGAAUUAGUGGUUUUAGUACAGAUUGGGUACGUGCAAAUGGUAGUUCCAAACGCUCCAAAACUGUUAGUUCACAAUUAUUUACCGAAGUAGAGAUGAUUAGUGCAAGGAUAUUCAUCAAAACGCGAAGCGUUGAGCAGAGGUGAAUAUUCUUGCAUUAUUCACUGACACUGAGGUGAAUAAUUGUUUUAGCACAUACCACAACAAAACAAAAACGACCAGAAAAACAACGAAAAUAUAUUUGAAUUUUUUCUGUGUUGGUGUAGUGUUCUCAGGUGAAUAUGAUAUUUGUGGUGUUACUCUGAGUGUAUAUCCACACCGGGCGAGCUUGAAAAAUAUGCCCGGCCACGGUGGGAUUCGAACCUACGACCUUUGGAACACUAGCCCAAUGCUCUUCCAACUGAGCUACGCGGUCAGGACGGUUCGAGUAAGUGAUAUUUCGAAACAGUAUCUAAUUCCUUCAAAGCUCGCCCGGUGUGGAUAUACACUCAGAGUAACACCACAAAUAUCAUAUUCACCUGAGUACACUACACCAACACAGAAAAAAUUCAUAUUACUAGAAAACAUUGGUAUCGAAGGAACUAGAUUCUGUUCCGAAAUAUCACUUACUCGAACCGUCCUGACCCAGUGAACUCUAAUAAUAACUGGAAGGCUAACUCCUAUGAUGAAAGUCUAUGAUUCGUUGAAGCCGGCGCGCGGGAAAAUCAACUUUCAAAAGGACUAAGGAGAGUUUCGAGGAGUGAAAAAAAUUCUGUCAAAAGUUUGUUUUCGAGCAAAAAUUUGCAAGAAAAACACUUUUCCCAUGGGAAUACAACAAUGACUUGGGAUUUAAACCAAGUUUCCGAUUAGUUCCGACUGUUUUACAUCUCUCUGCAGCAAAAAGUAAGGAAUUUUGCUUUUGUAUUUUGAAAAAAUGACGAGAGUUUGGAUGUGCCGAAGGAAAUCUCGCCGUUCAACUCAAAAAUAUAUACUAUAAAACAUUUUGACAGUCCCAAAACUUAUGUUGUACUAAACCCCAGGUAUUGUUAUUGAUCCUGAGCUUUUAGUCCUUGUUUUAGUCGCUCUUAAACAUAAAUAAAUUGGCGUUUUUCAAGUGAUGUUAUUUUCGUCAUCGGCAUCUUGUUGGCCACUAUGAGCACUUUGAAUAUGGCAAUAUUUUUGUCAAUUUUCAAAUGCUUUUUUUUCGACCUUAAACGUUAAAUCUUCUUGAAACUUCGCAUACAGAUGUAUUUUGCAUGGGUAUAAAAAAUUCCUGAGGUAUGACGUCUUAGUUUUAUCUUAAACUUCCAAAAACUCAGAAAAAGCAGCCUAAAACGCGCGGUUUUUCAGACCGUUCAUGCUUAUGGUCGUGUUUUCGCAUUUUUUUUGCUAAUUCGUGAUUUGUUUGCUUUGCGAAUAUUAAAUUCAUUUAUCAUACUACUGAUAUAAAUUAAAUUUGGUAGUAUAACUAAUAUUUUGGGGCAAGAUUUUUCUGAUCAAAAAAUGUGCAUAUUUUGAAAAAAAAAAUUAAAAAGGACUGGGUCUACCUACAAAAAAAGCUUCAAGCACGGCUUCAACUCCCCCCCUGACUUAGCCUUCCAGUUAUUAUUAGAGUUCACUGUCCUGACCACGUAGCUCAGUUGGAAGAGCAUUGGGCUAGUAUUCCAAAGGUCGUAGGUUCGAAUCCCACCGUGGCCGGGCAUAUUUUUCAAGCUCGCCCGGUGUGGAUAUACACUCAGAGUAACACCACAAAUAUCAUAUUCACCUGAGUACACUACACCAACACAGGAAAAAUUCAUAUUACUAGAAAACAUUGGUAUCGAAGGAACUAGAUUCUGUUCCGAAAUAUCACUUACUCGAACCGUCCUGACCGCGUAGCUCAGUUGGAAGAGCAUUGGGCUAGUAUUCCAAAGGUCGUAGGUUCGAAUCCCACCGUGGCCGGGCAUAUUUUUCAAGCUCGCCCGGUGUGGAUAUACACUCAGAGUAACACCACAAAUAUGAAAAUAUAUUUAAUGAAAACUAUUUGUAUUUCAGCUCCCGUAAUAGUUCUAAACAAAACAGUGUUUACACGCUUUCGGUUUUAUUCAGCAGAUAGCUUUAAAGAAUACCUCUACACAGUGUUCAACAAAAGUUUGUAGCUUUCUUUUUGUUUGGCGAAACCACAGCUUCAUUUAGUAAAAAUAUUUGCUGGUCUGUAACCAAAACGAAACGGGAAGACAUUUUGUUUUUGUCCGGAGGUGAUAAUAAUAUCGGAGCUGAGCAACCAAUGAAAUUGCGAGUGAUAGCUUAUACUUGUAAAUAUUGAAAUAUUUCAGCAUAAUCAGCAAUAUGAUAUACUCCACGUGCAUAAAUUAAAAGCUGGAAUUGCCCAUAUUCUCUCUCUGAUAACUGGCAAUCCACCAACAUCUACUGUGCGAUAAUGCCUUCCAGUUUAACGUCCACUUACUUGGUGGCCAAUCAAUAAGAGACAGAUUCGAUUUAGUUUUUCUUGCUUCGUUUUCUUUCACUUAAAAAACUCAAUAAUUAUGAGGAAAAGACAAAGAAAAUCACUACCAUGUCCAUGGUUUUACUUGUGAUGAAAAAUCAUGUUCAUUUACUGAUUUACAUAAACUUUAGCUUUGAUUUUCUCGGCUUAGACAACUUUUUUAAAAUUACUCGCCAAUGAACUCAUAAGAUGGUUCGUUUUUUAAGCCAUUUAAAACACCCACAGUCCGUGCUUUAUCAGAUAUAAAACACUCGAGUUGCGCCUCGUGUUUUAAAUAGUACUUCUGCAGUUGUAUGGCCACCCUCUUCUAUCAUCGUCACUGCUGCAGUUGCAUAACCACCAUCUGCUGUCCUGCAACGAUUACUGAACGCAACAUAUACGUCUCUCGGGCUUGGAUUAUCAAGAUCCCUGAGGUCUGACAGUUGCCCCGCGUGUAAUGACCGCAGAAAAGUAACUUUAAAUCACACUCCUUAUUUUUCAGUUUUUACAAGGACAUAGCAAACGCACCAAGACUAACAGAUGAAGAGGUCAAAGAUUUUUUUACAGCUGUAAGUUUUCAUGCAAGAGUUUCCCUGAGUUAGAAAGCUUUUUCAUCAUUCUCCUUUCAUGUAUUGCCGUUCAUAUUUUAUUACUGUAUAUUUCAAUCUUUAUCCAUGCUCGAACUUGAUCUAUAUGUACCAAGUAUAAUUAUUAACCAAGUUUGAUCUAUAUCUUACCUUACAGCAUUACAUUGAGGAUUUCAACGUGGACAGUGCUUUGAAAGAACUGUAUAAAUACGCUGCGGAUUACCAGGAUGAGGUAAGUUCUCAUUAUUCCAGGUUUUUCUUCAUCGUACAGGUCUGUUCAAACCAAUCCAAAACGUUGGUCCAUAAUCAUCCUACAUUGUUGCAUGCAUCAUUGUUAGGUCGGUUUAAGCAUUACGUUGGUGUUGUUUAAUGUUGGAAGAUGUUGGAACACGUUUGAAUUUUUCAGACUUUUCGAAAUUUUCAGUUAACAUCAUCCAGCAAACAUCCAGCAUUCUUCAUUGUUGGCGAGAAAUUGAGGGGGCAAAUUUGGGUCGACUCUUUUGUUGCUGGAAAUUAAAUUUCUUUGAACUUUUUUGCAGUACUUUUCAUGCAAAUUUGCUUAAUAGCUUUGGUACACAGUUAUUCAGCCACUAGUGAAAGGCUUUCACAUAUUAUUGCCCUCGCCCCUCCUCUUCCUGUAGUGUCCGCCACUGGUUGUUGAAUCGAUUUGAACAUCAUGAAUAAUGCUAAUUGAUGUUAGAAGAUGUCGGAUGACGUUUUUAAUUUUCAUCUAACAUCAACCAACAAUGUUGGAUCUGUUUGAACACUAUGUUUGAUCUCUCUUCACUGCAGAGGCUUCCUGGACUUCCUAGGCAUUCAAAAAGGCGCAAAAUGAAAAGUCGCUAGGCGGUAGUGAGGCAACGCAAAAAAGCGAAAGGUGCUAGAGGGUAAUCAAUGCCUAGGAUGUCCAGAAAGCACACUAGCCUCUGCGCAGGAGAGCGAUGUUUGGUAAUGUUGGCUGGUGUUGACCGAUGUUGAACCAAGUUUGACUUUUUUGGACCAGAUGUUGGAAUGGUUUGAAAGGGUCUUGGAAAUUAUAUUUGUGUGAGCGCCAUAAAGAGUUUCGAAUCGUUCACAUACAUUUUCUUGUGUAUACACGAACCAUAAAUAUUAAAUUUCCUUCAACAAACCGUCCAUUCGCUGGAACGCGAAUUCCACGCACGAGUGGUUAAAGCGAAUUUUAAAACCACACGUGGAAAACUAUAUAUUAGAGAGUUUAAGCUUCACGUUAGCGGGAACGGCAAACGGCAAGACCGACUUUUAUUGGCAUAAUUUUCGUUGGAUUUCUAUGUGUCAUUUUUUCUUUCAUAUGACACAACAAGCCCAUUGACUUUUUAUUGCUUUGUAGCGUAAAUUCUUUGCCUGACGUUUGUCGUUGAACGCGAAGCUUAAGUUCUCUAAUGACCGGAAAUCAAAAUUGACAGGACAUGGCUGAUCCCUAGCACAACAUACCUUAUAAACAACAUACCUUAUAAACAACAUUAGAUUUGUGAUCUUACUGUUGCGGUUAAAAGUUCAGCACUCAAUGUAUUGUAUUCGAAAAUUUUAGAAGUCGAAAUUUCACGAAAAAGCCCUUAACAAUUGUGUCGUAUCAUUUAGCUCCAAGAGGCACUAGAAGACGCCCGCUAUCCACAACUUGCAAGCAAACUGGAACACCUCGUCGCCAUCUUUACUGAUGAUUAGAACAUUUUUUAGGUUUUAUUUACAAAACUGGGUAUUUAUGGAAUUAUAUAGUUAAAGUUUUGUAUCCAUAUUUAGGAAAUCGUUAUAGACCAUGUAUACAAUAUUAUUCAGAAGAGGACUGGGGUUAGUUGUUAUAUUAUUCAGAAGAGGACUGGGGUUAGUUGUUAUUGUUACACAGAAGAGGACUGGGGUUAGUUGUUAAAUAGAAAUCCAUUUUCAGAUUAGAACUGUUUAAUAUCUUGUGAAAUGUAUUUAUAUUUUUAAAGGACUUGUGAUUUCCAUCACAAAAAUAUUUCAUAAGUAGUUUCAUAUUGAACUAAACACAGAAAAAACAAUCUCGUUCCCCGAGCCUGUGAUCCUCGGGAAGGAACGUGACGCUAUGGGAUAGUCCGUUUCAGGGAGGAAUCUGAUUGGCCGUUGAAAUAGAAUGCGUAGUUCAAUCUUAGCCAGAAUUCCUGGCUUUCGGCAAUGGAUUAUCCCAGAGCCUCACGUUCCUUCCCGAGGAUCGCAGGCUCGGGGAACAAGAUUGAGAAAAAAGUGAUUAAAAUAGAGAAAUAGUGUUUCCUCGUCCCAGGGAUGAGCAAGAGUGUUGAAUGGAGAGCUGAAAGGAAUGGAAGAGAGGGAGGUUUUUAAGAUAGUUCAAAAUUUAAACUCAGAGUUAAACUUAGGGUAAGAGUAAGGUUUAAAGUAAAGUAAAGUUUAGAUUGUUAUAAACUAGUGCAUGGUUGUUGAUUUUUUCGCAUUUUUAAAACGAUCUUGAAAAGUGGCCGCCAUCUUGAAAACCUCCUUAUCGUAGUGACCUUAAAUGGAUUUCUAUUUGGUUGCUAGUCUCAGGCCCUUUCCUUGUCUUCAGAUCAAUUAGUUACUGUAGUUAGUAGUAAUGUUAUCAGUAGUAGUUAUCGAGUAUAAACAUAAAAUGUAGAACCUCGUUCGAAUGCGAGUGUUGGAAAAAACAUAACUUUCUUUCUAUGCAGCACACGAAACUGGGGCGGGUCGCUCAAUGAUCGAUUUGUGCUUACCCCGGUUCAAAAACGCGCUGUUAGCGUGUGUUUUUCUGUAUCAACCCAGGUUAUCAUAAUAAUGGAUCUUUCGAAAAACCUGCCCCAGUUGUGCAGGAGGUGUCACGUGUUUAUCUAAUGCACGCACCCAAAGAUUUUGUAGAUGGAACAUUUAUUAGAUUUGACCAGGAACAUCUGCGAAAAGUGCAGCUAUAGGUCCUCUGCCAGUUGCAUUUUUCGCCACUGCCCCUGGUUAUGUCUGUUAAAUGUAUAAAAUUCACACUCGAAAUUUUCAUCUACAAAACUCUUCUGCAAUUAGUUAUCGAGUGUAGAGGCCUAAAAUCCUGAUAUCUACCCAAAGUUCAUUGCCUGUUUCGCAUUUAUAAAUUGGGAAAACGAAGUGAAACGAAGGCUUGCAAGUAUUCUCGCACGUAAAGCUGGUAUUGUUAACGCAAACUUUGAGAGACUUCCAUAUGACUAACCCGAUAUGACAAUGAUUGGAUUAACCCAGACCUUGGCCUCAUAUUUUCAUUCAGCGUUUAAAACUAUUUACCUGCAAAUAUAACAGUAAACCUAGUAAACGCCUAGUUCUGGGCUAGGUUAGAAUUACGGUAAGGAUUAGGAUUGAUGUUGGGAUUAGGGUAAGCCGGUUAAGUGGAACAGGAUUAGGAUUGUUGUUAAAGCGAAAUUAACCCCUUCUUAAUUUCAGAGAGUGCGGUAUAACCACUGAUGGGCACAACUAGGUUGCAUUAACUAACAUUAAUAGCAUAGUUGCCCGGGUUUCUUUUGUUUCAACAGGGACG
This is a messenger RNA of Paramuricea clavata, 9958 nucleotides long. Lineage: Eukaryota; Metazoa; Cnidaria; Anthozoa; Malacalcyonacea; Plexauridae. The record is from the annotation of a GenBank genome assembly.